Messenger RNA from Myxocyprinus asiaticus (Chinese sucker), 2691 nucleotides. RefSeq lists its product as uncharacterized. NCBI's taxonomy places the organism in Eukaryota, Metazoa, Chordata, Actinopteri, Cypriniformes, Catostomidae. Bases 674 to 2389 code for a protein of 571 amino acids. The transcript is spliced from 10 exons. The record is from RefSeq and is a predicted model, not a curated record.
UGAGUAGGCUCUACCUGAAGACAUUUGUUGGCCCUGAUGACGACGCAACUUGCGAGUUCAUUUUAAGAAGAAGUGUUGAACCCAGAUAUGAAGGGCUCAACUGAUUAAGUAACAGUAAGGGUAUUACCUGACCCAGCAUUAUACUCUGGACUCUGUUACAACACGCUGCAUACCUGUCAGCAAUUGUGCAGAAACUGCUAUUUAUCCUUUGGGGUAAAUUCUUUUUUUUUAUUUCGCCUGCCUCUCACUGUCACAGUCAUCUUGAUUUAUGACAGGCUCCUCUUGCACAUUUGUCAGCUCAGAAACAUGAAAUUCAGAGUUUAUCUCCCGUGAGUAUAAGAAUAUAAAGACAAUUUUAACCUGUAAAUCGAAGGAUACUCUCUUUAAAUCUUGUUAAUGUAGCUGCAAGGUUAAAGUUUCUCUCAAUUCCACAUGCCAAGGCUAUUUAAUUACCUCUAACAUGUUUCAGAGGAAUCAGUGCCUGCAGGGGGGACGCUUGCCUGUCUAUUCACCUUGGCAUAUGACAUAUGAGCAGCUACAGCAAAUCGUCAGCAGCCUGUUUGUCCAGCCCUUCGCAGAGCUUUGUAUUUAAAGCACAAAGUGGAAGUAAGGCAGCCUGACUGAGCACCAAGAAUCCUCAGCAAAGACCUGAACCACAGCUUUGAGUGCAGACAUGACAGAGUCAAGCUUGCGUAUCAGUGGGGGAGCUGUCAGAUUUGGAGCCACCUAUGGAGGCAACCGUCUGUUCUCCGGAGCCAGGGGCAGUGGAGGUGUUAGCAUGGCUCUGUCCCGCUCACUUGGCUCAGGGAGGGGAGCAGGAGCUGGCCUGGGAGGAGGCCUGGGAGCCGGUUUUGGGGCUGGAGCUGGUUCAGGAGCAGGGCUGGGCUUUGGUCUAGGAGGAGGGCUUGGCUUUGGUGCUGGAGGAGCUAGAGCAGCAGGGCUUAGGGCUGGUGUGGCCCCACUGAGAGCCCGUCUGGGGGGCAGAGUCUUCAAAAUUGGAGGCUAUGGUUUCAACCCAUCCUUCAUCAGUUCUACCACCACAGUGGAUGCAGGCGUCGGUCCAGUGCCCUGCAUCGAUCCAAUGCUCCCGUCCCCAGACACAGUGCAGGUCACACGCUUGAAGGAGAAAGAGGAGCUGCAGGCACUCAAUGACAAAUUUGCAUCUUUCAUCGAUAAGGCCCGGUCUCUGGAGCAGCACAACGCAGUACUUAAAGCCAAAAUUUCCAUGUUUACCAACCCAGAGCAAGGCGGACCUGCAAGCUCUUCAAUCCUUCUCACCUCUGCCAUCGGAACAUAUAAAUCCCAGAUUGACGGCCUCACGGCUACUAAAGAGGCCAUCAUUGCUGAGAUAGAGCACUAUAAAGGCAUUAUUGAUGAUGUGCAGGCCAGGUAUGAAGAGGAAACGUCUCAAACCAAAAAUCUGGAAAUGGAUUGGACUACACUGAAAGAGGAUGUGGACAAUCUGUACCUUUCCAUCUUUGAGUUGCAAACCAGCAUCGCCGGGCUGGAGGAUCAGAUUGCUCUAUCCAAGCAGGUGUAUGAUGCUAAAGUGAAAGAGGUGAGAACCAUUGUGACUGGAGGUAUGAGGUCAGCAGUCUCCAUCUCUGUAGAUAACGCAGCCCAGGCACAGGAUCUGACCACAGCGCUGACUGAAGUCAAAGCUCACUAUGAAACCCUGGCUCAGCGCAGCAAACAGGAUGCUCUCCUCUCAGUGCAAGACAGUCUCUCAAUGAUGUCAGUAUCCACUCAGCCUGGUUCUCAGACGCUCACCGCAGCCAUGGAGGAGUUGAGAGUUUACAAACUGCAGACUGACUCUGUGCACAGGGAGAUCGAGAGGCUCAAAUCUCUGAACUUACAGAUGGAGUCUCAGGUGGAGGAAGCAGAGUGCCACUCCAACUCUCACACAGAGACAUACCAGGAACAAGUUCUCAUUCUCAAGUCGCAGCUUGAUGAUAUCAGAAAGCAAAUUACUCAGUACGGUCAAGAAUAUCAGGAACUUCUUGCCAGCAAAAUGUCCCUUGAUGUUGAAAUAACAGCCUAUAAGAAACUUCUGGACAGCGAGGAGAACAGACUCAAAUCUGGAGGUGGCAUCACCGUGCACAUGUCAAAGAUGUCAGUAGGAGGAGGAGCAAGUGGAGGGGGUCUGGGCCUGGCUGCAGGAGGUGCAGGUCUGGGUGGAGGUGCAGGUCUGGGUGGAGGUGCAGGUCUGGGUGGAGGUGCAGGUCUCAGUCUUGGAGGUGGAUUUGGCCUAGGAGGAGGUCUUGGUGGAGGCCUAGGACUGGGCCUUGGGGGAGGACUGGGCUUUGGAGCAGGUGCAGGAAGUUCCUUUGGCGCAGGAAGCAGUUACUCCAGCCUGAGCAGCAGUGCUUUAUCCUCCACUAUUUACUGAAGAUUCACAACCUCCACUCAUCAAGCCACAACAUAAUGCUGAGCGUCAACGUAUGGGGCAGUGAGGAAGUCAACCACUCAGAUUUUUGCCAGACACACAUAGAAUUGAGGGAAGACUGAUUCCCCAUCUGUAUUACCUGUGUUCUAUUGUAUUGUCUAUGAGGCCCCGCAUUCUGUUUUAUCAAAUUCUGUGUACAUUUUAAACAUCAGUGGAAUUACAAAAUUGUUAAUUGAUAUUGCAAGGUUUUGUUUAUUUUCAUGCACCACUUCCUGCCAUAAUAAAAAUAAUUCCAUACUGGUCAU